This is a messenger RNA of Lasiosphaeria miniovina, 2448 nucleotides long. Its product is annotated as MIF4G like-domain-containing protein. The coding region runs from base 1 to 2448 and encodes 815 amino acids. Gene Ontology annotation, molecular function: RNA cap binding; mRNA binding. NCBI's taxonomy places the organism in Eukaryota, Fungi, Ascomycota, Sordariomycetes, Sordariales, Lasiosphaeriaceae. The record is from RefSeq and is a predicted model, not a curated record. The transcript is spliced from 4 exons. Gene Ontology annotation, biological process: nuclear-transcribed mRNA catabolic process, nonsense-mediated decay; mRNA export from nucleus. Gene Ontology annotation, cellular component: nucleus; nuclear cap binding complex.
AUGGCCGAUUACGACCGGAGACAGGGCGGCGGCGGCGGCGGCUAUAACAAUUCGAAAAAGCGGCGAUACAGAGAUGACGACGACUACGACCGCCGCGGGCCGCGACGGCGUUUCGAUGCACCUCCCCACGUGCGCAUUCGCAAGCAACUGCUGUCCAUCGCCGAGAACCCCAUGCGCCCAUGGCACGAGGAAGUUCAGUCGAUCGCGACGCUGUUCACCGACAACUGGGGCGACGAGCUCCUCCGCGUUAACUUCGUUGAGCUCAUACUCCAGCUUGCCAUCGAGCAGCCGCUGAAGACGCCGUUUCUCGCGGCCGUAGUGCUCGUAGCCAACACGAACAAGCCCGAGAUUGUCGACUCGCUACUGACGACUCUCGUAGCAGACCUUGAGAACAAGAUCAAGCAGGGCGAUUGGCGUGAUGUGAAGCUGUACCUGAAGCUCCUGGCCUGUCUCCAGAACUGUCUCGAGGGCGAGGGUAUCUUUCCUGUCCUAGACGAGCUCUUCUCUCGUGCGGUAGACUUGCAAACGGCCAGCUCGGAAGACACAAUUGGAACAGAGCUUGUUAAGAUCAUUUUGCUCACGCUCCCAUACGUCAUGGUAGCUGCGCCAGACCAGUGGCAGCAAAAGGCGGCCGAUCUUAUGGAGAAGACCGAGAUCAUCGCCUCGGAGCCGCAUGCUCUGCAGGCCUUGAUUGAGCCAUACCAUCCCGAAAGCGGCGAGGAUGCCUCUCCGUCGAUGAGCAUGAUUGGACUGCUGCAGAGCCAGCUCCAGACUGAGGCGAACAGCGGAUGGGUGCUUCCUUGCCUGCCGAGGCCCUGGGACUUUCCGCCGUCCGAGGCGGAACAGCAGUCCAAGCUCGCGGCCGCCCCGAAACACGCCCUCCCCACCAUCACAUUUCCCAAAACGGUCGUUGCCGGGCCUCGGCCCCUUUUCCCAGAGAUUUACUUCUCUGUCUAUCCGAACCAGGAAGUCGAGUCGGUACCCUCUACGGCGACAGCUGCGACUUCUUUGAUUCGCGAUGCCCUUCUAGACACCAUCAAUACUCUUCAUUAUAACCGCAAUGUCGCCGCCCGCCUUCUUAUCGAGGUGGAUUGCUACUUUGCCCCUCGGACCUUUGCCGCCAGAGCGACGCCUUUCGAUCGGCUGCGAGACAUCGAGGCGCCAAAGUCGACGUGGAAGCCCGAGGAUGUCGCAGUUGAUGCCGUCUUCUCGCAGCUAUUUCAGCUGCCAAACCCGGAACACAAGCUAGUCUACUACCACUCGGUCCUCACCGAAGCUUGCAAACUAGCGCCGGCGGCGAUAGCGCCUAGUUUGGGUCGUGCUAUUCGCUACCUAUACCGGAAUGUACCCCGUCUGGAUAUGGAGCUUUCGAACCGGUUCGUGGACUGGUUUUCGCACCACUUGAGCAACUUUGGCUUUACAUGGAAGUGGACCGAAUGGGUCGACGACGUGUACCUCCCAGACCUCCAUCCGUGGAAGGCCUUCAUAACCGGAGCUAUUGACAAAGAGAUCCGGCUCAGCUUUGCACAACGGAUUAAAAACACUUUGCCCGAGGCCUACAAGCCGUUGAUCACGCCGGAUAAAGAGAAGGAAGUCCCGGACUUUAAGUUUGCCGGCGACCGUACCCCUUUUGCUGCUGAGGGUCGCGAAAUCGCAGCACUUCUGAAGCGCAAGGCCCCGGAUGAGGAGAUCCAGCCUGUGAUCGAGCGCAUCCAUGUGCUUGCUAUUGACAACAAUCUUGACCCACUUGUGGCUAGUACCGAUGUGUUCAUGACUGCGGUCUUGCACGUAGGAUCAAAGUCACUGUCGCACGUUCUGGCGGCCAUUGAGCGGACCAAAGAUCGUCUUACGGAUGCCGGGGCCGCGUCAGACGCUGCCCAUGCCCAGAUCAUCGCCGCAGUCAUGGCGUACUGGAGUUCCCACCCGGGGGUUGCUAUUUCCAUAGUGGAGAAGCUCCUUAACUACAGCAUCUUGGUGCCCUCGGUCGUUACCAACUGGGCAUUGGUCAGCUACGCCGGCGCUACGCGGGGCGAGGCCCUCGCCAAGGCACACAUAUACGAGCUAGUGUUCAACACCGUCAUGAAGGUCACGGGCCGUGUGCGCCAGGUGGUGCAGAAGACUAACCAGCCCGACGUCAUGGUCGACGACGAGACCCGCGACCGCGAUGUCAACGCCAUGCGCAGCCUGUUCCGUGCCAUGGAAGACGCCCUGUCGGCCUGGGCCUCGGGUAGCAAGGAUGAAAUGAUUGAGGCGGCCGACGGCGACGGCAACUCGGACACCGAGAAGCUCGUUCACCGCUGGGGCGGCCGCUGGCUGCGCGUCUUCCGCCGCCGGGCUGCCAUUGAGGAGUCGUUCCUGCUCGAGGCGGCAAAGGAAAAGAAGCCCGAUGGCGGCGACUCUGCCCCCGCUGUGGCUCCCGCUGUGGCAGCCGAGGUCGACAUGGCUUAG